AUGAGUUACACCUCGGAUGACACUGGCAAAGUGAGUGCGCCACAGGGAGCCUUCUUUCCUGGGCUCUUCCCAGGUGGUGGUCCCAGGUGGUCAGCAGAUGGCCAUGAGUUGAGCUUCGCGACCAACUACUUAGGUCACUUCCUGUUGUGCAAUCUUUUGCUGGAAGACCUCAAGAAGAGCACCGUGAAGCCAGCUCGCUGCAUCAUUCUUGGCACAGUGACUGCCAGCAUCAACGACAAGGAGGUCGGCGGCAUGAUCCCUCCUGUGGCGGAUUUGGGUGACCUGAAAGGUCUCGAAUCUGGUAUGCAGAAGCCGACCACCAUGAUCGACAAUGGUCGAUUCAAUGGAGCCAAAGCAUACAAAGACAGCAAGGUGUGCGAUGUGAUGCUGAUGAGGGAACUCCACAAGCGUCAUCAUGCGAGCACCGGGAUUGCUUUUUCGUCUCUCUAUCCAGGUUGCAUCGCUGACACGAACCUAUUCAGAGAGCACUAUCCGGUGUUCAGGUUUUUGUUUCCCAUUUUGCAAAGGGAGGUCACCAACGCGUACGUGAGCGAAGAAGAGGCUGGAAGAAGAUUGGCAAAGUGCGUUGCAGAUCCAGCCUACGCUCAGUCAGGUGUCUAUUUUUCCUGGGGUGGUGAGUCUGGAACCGGAGGUGCAGGUGGGACUGAUGCAGUGGAGAACAUGGACGCCAGCAAUGACAGGUUCUUGCAGUACGGCAGCUUCCGAACUCUCAAAGAGAGCGAGAUUGGUGGAGAUGCUGGUGAUGAUGCAAGGUGUAAGAGGUCUUUCACUUUUGGACCACAAGUGCUUGAGAGGCUUUGGGUGAAUAUGGUGAAGUGUGGUGUGAACCGCUUUGCGGCGAAUCCGGCUCAAGCCUGGCAGAGCGACUGCGGAGCGACCGCGGAGCGACCGCGGAGCGACCGCGUGGUUCAGCCCUUCAGCCAUGUUUGUCGCACCAGCUCCUUGGGUGAAUCUUGCUGGAAGUACUUCAGAACUUUGCCGGUUGGCGAUGGCUUUGAACUCUACUAUGAGGAACAUGGUCAUGCGGAUGGCAUUCCUGCAGUCUUCUUACACGGGGGUCCUGGUGCAGGGUGCUCUCGGAGGAUGGCACAACUCUUCGAUCCGGCAAAAUAUCGUAUCAUUCUCUUCGAUCAGAGAGGCUGUGGGAAAAGCACCCGGAAGGAUUCCAGCAGUGCUGAAGAACAAAUAGAUGACAAUACGACCUGGCACCUCGUGUCUGACCUAGAAGCUUUGAGGGAACAUCUCAAGAUCGACCGCUGGGUUGUGGCUGGUGGUUCUUGGGGAACUUGUUUAGCCUUGGCAUAUGCCAGUAAGUUCAGAGAGCGGGUGCUGGCUAUGGCUUUGCGAGCAGCGGCUCGGAUGCAGCGAAUAAACGAGGUUGUGAAGACAGACACUGGGACAAACAGAUCCUAUCAUAUCCUAUCGGACUUGUAA
Molecule: messenger RNA, 1455 nt
Organism: Durusdinium trenchii
Lineage: Eukaryota; Dinophyceae; Suessiales; Symbiodiniaceae
Source: the annotation of a GenBank genome assembly